Molecule: messenger RNA, 1516 nt
Organism: Anopheles darlingi
Lineage: Eukaryota; Metazoa; Arthropoda; Insecta; Diptera; Culicidae
Product: phospholipase A1-like
Exons: 8
Coding region: 505-1482 (325 amino acids)
Molecular function (GO): lipase activity
Source: RefSeq, a predicted model, not a curated record
UGUUGUUGCGCCGUCGCGUGUUGGAAAUCUGACGAGCUGUUGCGUGUUGGAAGUGAUUGUUGAGAUUUUUUUGCAGUUAUUUAUUGUGUUCUAAUGCAAAUAAAUAGUAGUUUGUGAGAAAAUAUUAGAAAUAUUUUUUUGUGAUCAGUGAGCAGAAUCUCCUCUGUAGUCUAUUUGUGCUGUGCUGGAGUGGAUUCCUUCUGUUCGUCAGGAGUGGCAUCUCGAUUCGAAACGGUUCUUCGAUUUUGCAGCCCCAGAAUCCCAUCGCUGUGCUAAUUGUAUUCCCACCAACCGCACCAUGUACUUCCGGAUCGUGUGAACGUGUUGGCCAGGUCUGAGCACGGGAGUGGAAGUGCUCUUAACAUUCUCAACAUCGCCGGGGUGUGGGUUCGAACCGGUGUUUCGAUGUGAUUGCCCAAAGAGGUGCAGCUUCAUGCGCGAGGUGGCUGUACGAGCGAGUGGCAAAGGCAAUUGCUGAUUGGCAGAAAACAAGUGAAAACCAUAAUGAGAUUAUUACUCGCUGUGCUAACCAUUCUAUCGCUGCUGGCAGGGAUCGGUGCCAUUUUCCAGGGUGGAGUACUGGACCUAAACUUCUUUCGCUGCAUGUGGAAAAAGAACUACGAGUGUCCGCACGAGGACAUACGCUUUUUCCUGUAUACACCAACAUUCCGCAAGGGUAGGGUCAUUGAUAUGAACAAACCGAAGACGAUCUUCAAUGUUGGCUUCAACACGAACCAGCAGACGGCCAUCAUCAUCCACGGUUUCAACGGUACCCAAACGAGCCGGCACAUCAUGUUCCUGAAAGAUGCGUACCUUUCACGAAAAUUCAACGUGUUCGCGGUGGACUGGGAGGCGCUCUCGCAGUAUCCGUGCUAUCUGUCGUCGCUCUCCAACACCAAACUCGUGUCCCAGUGUACAGCUCAGCUGUACUCUUUCCUUACCUUCGCCGGAUGCACGAGCAAACAGAUCACCUGCGUGGGACAUUCGCUAGGAGCUCACAUCUGCGGCAUGAUGAGCAAUCACUUGACCAAAAAGCAGUACAAAAUCAUUGGAUUGGAUCCAGCACGACCGUUGAUAGAGAAGCACGCCUCCACCAAAUUUCGCUUGACGCGCGAUGAUGCACGAUCGGUUCAGAUCAUCCACACCAAUGCCGGUCUGCUUGGCCAAAGUUCAUUUACGGGACGAGUCGAUUUCUGCAUCAACGGUGGCCAGGUGCAACCGUACUGCGAAGGGGAUAGAAUUAAGCAAGCACGAUGCAGCCACUUUCUGAGUGUGUGCUACCUGGCCAACGCAAUUCUUGCGGCUCGACCAAUGAAAGCAGUCCGUUGUCCGUCCGGAUGCGUACCAAACAACCGGAUACCUUUCGUCAAAUCAAAUCGCGUUCGAUUGAAAUUGCUUCGCGUGGGACAGGAUACGCCAGGAAACGUCACAGGAGGUUACUGUGUACACAUGGAACAAACCAUGAACUGUCCUUUCAAUUGAAGCUACCAAUUGAAGGACGUGUAGAAUGUUGUGC